Molecule: messenger RNA, 1107 nt
Organism: Lottia gigantea (owl limpet)
Lineage: Eukaryota; Metazoa; Mollusca; Gastropoda; Lottiidae
Exons: 2
Coding region: 1-1107 (368 amino acids)
Source: RefSeq, a predicted model, not a curated record
AUGGAAACGAAUUCGCCGACUCUAAUAACUUACAACGGUAAAAAAGUGCAUAUAACCCAAAAGAUUAUCGAUAAAUACAAACAUAACAAAGUCAGAGACGAUAUAGACUUGGAAAGAAUUGAUGAGAAUUUAACUAAAAAAGGUGGAUUUUUACCUUUCUUACCUUUAAUCUUUGCUGGUUUAGCUGCAGCCGGUGCAACUGCUGGUGGAGCUGCUGGGAUAGCCAAAGCUGUCAACGAUAAGAAAGCUCCAGCCGCUGCAAACGCCGAAGCACGUAGACACAAUUUGGCAAUGGAAAGAGAAGCACGAGGAGGUUCGGGAGUAGGAGAAAUAUUAGGGACGGUUAAAGAAUUCGGACAAAGAUUUGGCGAAGAAACCAAGAAAACCGUUAAAGAGGGAUUAAGCAAAUUAAUAGAUAAAAUCGACACUGGAGAAAUGAAGUUCAGGUUCUGGGAAAACACAUCUCACUUUAACAUGUUGACAACACCAAACCUUUUAGAUUUCGAUUCUCUGUAUAUCUACACAACAACACCAGAGCAAUCGUAUUAUCAAUUCCUCAAAGCUAUAGAAUAUUUACCAAAAAAAAAAGACGUUCAAGACAUAUUUCAAUAUUACGAAGAAAACGAAGAAGAAGUGGAAAUAAAAGAUAUCAUAGAAAACUUCAUUAAAUCAAAGAAUCCAUCUUUCAAUCCAACGGAUAUAAAAGUUUUUCUUACGAAAAAUGUUAAUGAUCUAGACUUGUCUAAUAUUGAUAGCAAUCGAAAGAACUUAAUAUUGUUUGACGACUGCGUAGCGCAAAGAAAUCAAACUGUUCAACAAGAAUUCUUCACCAAAGGAAGACAUCACAACUGUCACUUCAUAUACCAAUCCCAAUCUUUUUACGGGAUGGAUUCUAUGUUCAUUAGAAAAAAUGCAAAUUGUUUUUUAUUAUUUGAAUUAAAUGAUAAAGAUUUAUCUCAAAUCAUUCAGUCUAUAAAUCACGGAAUGGAUAGAGAUACAUUUAAAAAGGUUUGUAAAGCUCAAUGGAGAAACCCAGAUGAUCAUGGAUAUGUAUUUGUAAAUACUAGAAAACCUGCGGAGGAAAGAGUUAUGAUCGAUAUAUGUUAA